UACCGUAAAGCGUGGGGGGCGCUGACAUCAUCAUCGUCAUCAUGUACCACAGCAGCACGCAGCGCAAGCACUGGAUCUUCUGCAGCGGGCAGGAGUUGGAGCGGUGCCGGGAGGAGGCCAACCGCAACUUCCACAGCAAGGCGGCGGCGACUGGGAAGGUCCAGCAGAAUGACCUUCGGCUGCUAAAGCCCCAUGAGGAGCUGGCGAUAUGCAAGCACUACGAAAAGCGGCUGCUGGACUUCUGCUCCGUCUUCAAGCCUGCCAUGCCGAGAUCCGUGGUGGGAACAGCUUCCAUGUAUUUCAAACGUUUUUACCUCAAUAACUCGGUGAUGGAGUAUCAUCCUCGGAUAAUAAUGCUGACAUGUGCAUUUUUGGCCUGUAAAGUGGAUGAAUUUAAUGUGUCCAGUGUACAGUUUGUUGGUAACCUUCGAGAAAGCCCUGCUGGACAGGAAAAAGCUCUUGAACAAAUACUGGAGUAUGAGCUACUGCUUAUUCAGCAACUGAACUUUCAUCUUAUUGUCCAUAAUCCAUACAGGCCAUUUGAGGGAUUUCUAAUCGAUCUAAAGACUCGCUAUCCAGUGCUGGAGAAUCCUGAAGUUCUGAGGAAAACAGCUGAUGACUUCCUCAGUCGAGUGGCUCUGACAGAUGCAUACCUGCUCUUCAGUCCCUCACAGAUAGCUCUUGCUGCCAUAUUAUCCAGUGGUUCAAGAGCAGGAAUUAAUAUGGAAAGUUAUUUAUCAGAAAGUCUUAAGCUGAAAGAAGACAGAACAGCCCUAGCAAAGCUACUAGAUGGCAUGAAAUUCUUCAGGUUUCCAUUGCUACGAUGCAAAGGAAAUGCUGGGAUCACUUACUCUUCACUUGCAUUAUUCUGGAAAGUAGCUUCAGCCCAAAGGCAGCUCUUCUGUAAACAGAUGAUUGCUGGAAGGAAAUUUUGUAACCUCUGUGUAUGAUUAGUUUAACAGAAAAAUGCUGAUAGGAUUAAAAAAAUCUUGUAUCUUGCAGGGUAGCUGUAAAUUUAAGUUAAAUACUUAAGACUGAAAGCAGUCUUUACUUAAGAAGGAGGUAUGAUGCUGAAUGUGAACAAUACCUCUGCUUUUCUGAGGCUUGUUAGCAGACAAACAUGAACUCUACAGUUGCUAUAACUUACCUUGAGGAAAUCCAAGAUCAAUGAUGCUAAUGACUUGUUUCAGUGUAGUUUUUGUGCUCGGCUUCUGCUGUACCUUGAUGUUAUUUAAAACUAAUACUCAGAAUAAGAUGAUAGUUAAGUCUUUUCGAUCCUGUAAAGUUUCAGUGCUGGUAGGAUGAGAAGUUCUGUAAGCAAGCAGUUAGGGGGUGUUAAUACUUUGAAUGUCUGAUG
Molecule: messenger RNA, 1357 nt
Organism: Pezoporus occidentalis (night parrot)
Lineage: Eukaryota; Metazoa; Chordata; Aves; Psittaciformes; Psittacidae
Gene: CCNH
Product: cyclin H
Exons: 7
Coding region: 42-950 (302 amino acids)
Biological process (GO): regulation of transcription by RNA polymerase II; regulation of cyclin-dependent protein serine/threonine kinase activity; DNA-templated transcription
Cellular component (GO): nucleus; transcription factor TFIIK complex
Molecular function (GO): cyclin-dependent protein serine/threonine kinase regulator activity
Source: RefSeq, a predicted model, not a curated record